Molecule: messenger RNA, 858 nt
Organism: Hansenula ciferrii
Lineage: Eukaryota; Fungi; Ascomycota; Saccharomycetes; Phaffomycetales; Wickerhamomycetaceae
Exons: 1
Coding region: 1-858 (285 amino acids)
Source: RefSeq, a predicted model, not a curated record
AUGUUUUUUAAAAAAUCAGGGUAUAGAAUUAAUAUUAAUGUCAAAAGCUAUGAAAACCCUAAAAUAUUUGGAAGACUUCGACGUGAACCCAAUAAUUUAUUAAUUGCCAAAACACCAAAAAAUUUCAAAAUAAAACAUAAAACUUUUAAAGAUUUUAAUAAAGAUAAAUCUAAAAAGAAAUUAGUUCAAAGUUUUAAAGAAUUUCCUAAUCCAAUAAGAGAAUUAUCAUUAAAUUAUAAAUUAAUUGAGAUAAAAUGGGAAAGAGAUUUUUAUAAAUAUAAAGUUUAUGGCCCUGAAAGAUAUAUAGAAUAUUCAACAUGUCGUUGUUUAUUUUUUUCAACACCUGGUUAUAAUAAUUUACAAUAUUCUUUAAUUGAAUUAUUCUCAAAUUUAACUGAAAAUUUCCAACGUGGUAUACCUGCUUUUUUAAACACUGAAUGUUUUGGUAAUGGAUUAGAUAUGAUUGAAGAUCAUAAAGUAUUAAUGAAGAUCAUCCAUGAAGAAAAAAAUUCUCAAAUACCUUUAAAAAUAAUAUUUGAAAGUUUACUAACAUACAUCUUAUCAGAAGAAUAUGAAUCUUUAAUUUUAAAUGAUAACUUAUAUGAUCAUAAGGUGAAAGCAUAUGAAUUUAAUUAUCAAAAUCAACUUAAAAUUAUGACAAUAUGGGGUGAAAAGCUUACAUCUAGAAAUGAAAAAGUAAUGUUGGAACAAUUAAAUUAUAUGAUAUCAAAUGAUGUAUUAUCUGAACCUCCAAAGAAUAGUACAAUGACAUUGAUUCCUGGUUAUUUAAAUUAUAAUGUUUCAAAACGUAAUGAUAAACUUCCACCAAGUUAUGGAUUAAGUAUUAUGAAAGGAUAA